Molecule: messenger RNA, 1407 nt
Organism: Apiotrichum porosum
Lineage: Eukaryota; Fungi; Basidiomycota; Tremellomycetes; Trichosporonales; Trichosporonaceae
Exons: 4
Coding region: 1-1407 (468 amino acids)
Biological process (GO): amino acid transmembrane transport
Cellular component (GO): vacuolar membrane
Molecular function (GO): amino acid transmembrane transporter activity
Source: RefSeq, a predicted model, not a curated record
AUGUUUGACAAGAAGAAGAGCACAAAGGAGCUCUCCGACAAUAGCUCGGAUGACUACGAGGCCAACAUUCAGCCUGCCACCGGGAUCGUCGAGGAUGCCGUCUUCGGCGAGCUCAACGAGGACGGUCCCAACUACCGCGGCCUCGGCAAGUGGGGUUCGCUCAUCAUCAUGACCAAGGCCAACCUCGGUCUCGGUGUGCUUGCGCUUCCCUCCGUCUUUGGCGUCCUCGGCAUCGUCCCCGGUGUCAUCUGCAUCGUCGUCGUCCAGUCCAUUAUUGCCUACUGCUCGGUUGUCAUUGGUACUUUCAAGCUUAGGCACCCCACCGUCUACGGUCUUGCCGAUGCCGGUGGAAUCUUUGGCGGUCGCAUCGGAAAGGAGUUCUUCUACGUCGUGUACACCAUCUUCAUGGUCUUCAUUAUCGGUUCUGCUCUUGUGGGCCUGUCUACCGCCCUCAACGCGGUCUCUGCCCACGGUGCAUGCACUGCCAUCUUCAUCUUCGUCGCUGCCGUCGCUGGCUUCCUCGUUGGCUCCAUCCGCACUCUUGGGAAGGUCUCGUGGAUCGGCUGGGUCGGUGUCGUCUCCAUCAUGUCGGCCAUCCUCAUCCUCACCGUUGCCGUCGGUGUCCAGGAACGCCCUCCCCUCGCUGCCCAGACCGGCCCUUGGGACAAGGACCUUCAGAUCUUUGGCACCCCUACGUUUGCUGGCGCCAUGUCGGCCAUCAACGGUAUCGUCUUCUCGUACGGUGGUACCCCCAUGUACUUUGGCAUUGUCGCCGAGAUGAAGAACCCCCGCCUCUUCGGCCGCAUGAUGGCGGUCUCCAUCUUCUUCCUCACCGUCGUCUACCUCAUCAUCGGCUGCGUGGUCUACUACUACUGCGGUCAGUACGUUGCCUCGCCCGCCCUUGGCAGUGCCGGUACUCUUCUCAAGAAGGUCUGCUACGGCAUCGCCAUCCCCGGCCUCCUCGCCUCUCUCACCAUCUUCGUCCACCUCUGCGGCAAGAAUGUCUUUGUCCGCAUCCUCGCCGGCUCCAAGCACCUCACCGCCAACUCUGCUGUCCACUGGACGACCUGGCUCAGCUGCACCUUUGGCUCGGUCAUGCUCGGUUACAUUAUCGCCUCGGCCAUCCCCAUCUUCGGCUCGCUCAUCUCGUUCAUUGGCGCGCUCAUUUGCCCCCUCGUCUGCAUUCUGCCUUACUGCGUCAUGUGGUGGCACGACCACUGGCGCGGCAAGACCACCGAGGAGCGCAAGAGGGGCUGGACUACUCCCCUUGCCAUCCUCAACCUUGUCAUCUUCGUCGUCGGCUGGUUCCUUCUCAUCGCGGGCACCUACGGUGCCGUGGUGGACCUGAUCAACACCACGGUCGACAACGGACCUUGGACCUGUGCCGACAACUCGGGAUCGGUCUAA